Penicillium odoratum is the source of this 3336-nucleotide messenger RNA. RefSeq lists its product as uncharacterized. NCBI's taxonomy places the organism in Eukaryota, Fungi, Ascomycota, Eurotiomycetes, Eurotiales, Aspergillaceae. Gene Ontology annotation, molecular function: protein binding; ADP binding. The transcript has 5 exons. The record is from RefSeq and is a predicted model, not a curated record. The coding region runs from base 1 to 3336 and encodes 1111 amino acids. Gene Ontology annotation, biological process: lipid metabolic process.
AUGUUACAUGCGAUGACCCUGGAAAAUGUUGAAUCGAAUCCCCGUGACGCUAAUGGGCUGUGUCUUUUGUCACUUGAUGGGGGUGGUGUUCGAGGAUUCUCUACUCUAUUAAUUUUGAGGGAUAUUUUUAUGCAAUUGAAUCGUGAACGAGGAGUUGGUCAACAUCUUAAGCCAUGCGAUGUUUUUGACUUGAUUGGGGGAACCAGCACGGGCGGGCUCAUUGCCAUUAUGCUCGGUCGUUUGGAGCUCGAUGUGGAUGAGUGUAUCGAGGCCUAUAGUGAAUUGAUGGAAUCGGUCUUCGGCGAGAGGAUCAGCCACAUUCCCGUUGAUUGGUCAUUGAAUAUUAGAGCGAAAUUUGACAGCAAGCGACUCAAGGCAGCCAUCGAGCAUGUCAUUACUCAAGCUGGUGCAUCGCCAACAGAUCUGAUGGAUGAUGGGGCUUCUCGCCGCACUAGAGCUUUUGUUUGUACUACCGCGAGAGACACCCUUCAGGUCACAAGACUCCGAAGCUACAGCAUACCUAAUGAAGAUACUCUUCCUGCCACAAUCCUCGAGGCAGCUCUAGCGACUUCUGCAGCAACCCGAUUCUUUGAGCCGGUGAUUAUUGGGAAUCGUGACUUUGUGGAUGGUGCAUUCGGUGCAAAUAAUCCCGUUGAGGAGGUUGAAGAGGAGGCUGCUGAUAUAUGGUGCACCACGAGUCGAGAAAUAAAGCCUUUGGUCAAAUGCUUUCUGACAGUUGGUACGGGCUGUCCAGCAGUGCUGCCCAUGACUGAUAACAUUUUGAAAUUUCUCAGCAAGACAUUGGUCAACUUGGCCACCAAACCGGAAAGUACAGAGCGACGUUUCAUGGCUCGAUGGAGCAAUGAGGUCAAAGAGAAUCGUAUAUUUCGCUUUAAUGUUCAGCAAGGGCUACAGACUGUCAGGAUGGAUGACUGUUCGCAGCGGAGUCUGAUUGAAAACGCCACCCAAGACUAUCUGCAUCAUUCUUCCCAGAAAACUCGCAUCCGUGACUGCAUCUUGAAUUUGGCAACAAAGAAAGAAAAAACUGUACUGGAAUUUGAUUUGACAAUGAGGGAAUACGAAGCUCGAAUAUAUAAGAAUAAAGUCCUUGGAGUCCUUGAAUUGUCUGGAGAGGCAUCUCACCAGCCUGCCUCACCUUGUUGGGUUGUUCCAAUACAGCGGAAUUCGAGAUUUGUUGAUCGAGAACAUGUCAGCCAAAUCAAACGAAAAUUGUUUUUAAAAAUGGAAUCACAGCGUAUCGCUGUUGUUGGGCUUGGUGGCGUGGGUAAAACACAAAUUGCCCUGGAGGUUGCCUACCAGACCAAAACCUUAUACCCAGACUGCGCGGUAUUCUGGAUUCCCGCCGUUGACCUGGAAAGUCUACACCAGGCCUAUCAAGAUAUUGCAUAUAGAUUGGGUCUUGAAUUCGAUCCGAAAAAAGAAGACGUCAAAGUUGUUGUUCAAAGCUAUCUUACCCAGAGUCACAGUGGUCGUUGGCUUUUCAUAAUUGAUAAUGCUGACGACCUUACCAUGUGGACAGAGAACGAUCCAGACGGUCAAGGCGCUGGUCUCAGGGGGUUUCUUCCCGCAAGCGAUCGCGGCGUUAUUCUUUUCACCACAAGAAGCAACAAAGUGGCGCGACAUCUCGGUGCAACAGAUCUUCUCCAAAUUGCCGAAUUAGAUGAACAAAGGGCAACGACUGUGUUGAGAAAUUCUCUUCUUAGGAAGGACCUCCUUGAUGACACAGAAAGUACCCGACAGCUCCUGGAGCGCCUCACAUAUCUUCCAUUGGCAAUUGUCCAAGCCGCUUCAUUCAUAAAUGAAAAUGAAACCGACAUGGCAAACUAUGUGAAGCUUUUGGAUGGGCAGGAUCAGGAUGUCCUUGAUCUUCUUAGUGAAGAUUUUGAAGACGAGGGGAGAUACAAGAGUAUACGAAACCCAGUCGCAACAACAUGGCUCACGUCCUUUACUCAAAUUGGUCGAGACCACCCCCUAGCAGCCAGUUAUCUCUCGCAUAUGUCAUGCUUGAACGCAAAGGAUAUACCCGCCUCGAUGGUCUUUCGGUCAACCCAGUUGGAAAGCCAAAAGGCGAUCGGGGUACUUGUUUCUUAUUCAUUUGUCCGGACCCGGAAUAAUGGUACUCAGCUUGACAUGCAUCGGCUGGUGCAUCUUGCCACAAGGAACUGGCUUCGAUCGCUCAAUUCCCUUCAUGACUGGAUGGUUCACACGUUGUGUCAAAUGAGCACGUACUGUCCAUCGGAGCUAAGUGAACGCCGAAUAGCCUUGCCACACGCUCUCCAAGUUCUGAAUUCAACAAAAGACGAGCCCAUUACCGAGCAAAGAACACGAUUGCUUGGCUUUGCCGCCGUUGUGAAAUCUCAAGAGUCGAGAUUUAAAGAUUCGACCGUGCUUUAUCGCCAAGCAAUUGAUUCUUCUAAUGUUGCAUAUGGUCAUGAUCACUCCUAUACUAUAUGGCUUCUUGAAAAUCUGGCCAUCAAUUACCACAGCCAGGGCGAAUACCAACAGAGCAUAAAAACUUUUGAGGGGGCAAUACACUUCGAGGAAAAGGCCCGUGGUUCUGAUAGUAGGCAGGCGAUAGAUCUCCGGUUCGCACUAUCGCAUAGCUAUCGAUUCAUUGGUGACGUCGAGGAGGCCGAAAGACUAAACGAAACUGUUCUCCGAUAUAUGCUGGACCACUGUUCGCUGGAUGAUCCUGGUCUCUGCCACGCUAUUUCUGGGAUGUCUUUAACAUAUCACGCACAGGGCCGACUUCAUGAAGCACAAGAGUUAGCUCACCACAUCAUAGCUAUCACAAAAAUCUCUGACACAAUUGACACCGAUGGCGGGUGGGAGAUGUUUGCCAAUGCGAUUCUCGCAGAUUGCUACCUUGAUCAAUGGAAAUUGAAAGACGCGGAGAAGUUGUACAUUGAUAGGCUGGAAACAGACCGGAAAAUCUAUGGAGCAGAGCAUCGGGUAUUCAUACGCGAUAUGUACAAACUCGCCAAAAUUUUGAAGGCUCAAAUGCGGCAUCAGGAAUCUCUUGCGAUGAUGACGGAAUGCGCACGUCUCAAUGCUCAAAUUUGUGGUCCUAACCAUCCUGCCACUCUCGAGUGCGAUCGUGUGUUCUUACGCUUACGGCAGCAUAUUCCCUCGAUGGAACGUUCUGCACAGAUAAUGGAUCUAAGGCGAAGGUAUCCCAAAGCGAAAGCCUACGGUGGGCUAUUGACUGUGCGAAAACGCAAGAUCGAUUAUACUAUGCUCAACGAGAUGAAACUGAAGUUGGAUGCGAAAUUUGCGCUGAGUCGUGCGUCUACGGACGGAACUCCUUUAAUUUAA